Trichomonas vaginalis G3 is the source of this 888-nucleotide messenger RNA. RefSeq lists its product as uncharacterized. The record is from RefSeq and is a predicted model, not a curated record. NCBI's taxonomy places the organism in Eukaryota, Parabasalia, Trichomonadida, Trichomonadidae. The transcript has a single exon. Bases 1 to 888 code for a protein of 295 amino acids.
AUGGCCCAGUAUCUUGACGCUGAAUUAAAUCAGAUAAUUGGCGAUAUUACAAAUGAAAUCAAUACGUAUUAUUCAGUGUAUGGUCAUACAGGUUCUUUCGAGAUAUUAAUCGCCUUUUGGAAUAGGAUUUCCCUCAGUCUUGCAAAAUACGUACUAGAUAAUAGGUGUAAUGUUAUACCUAUCCAUCAAAACAACUUUUUAGCAUUCAUAAAAGAUAAAGAAGCUAUCGAAGAUAUAAAACAGGACCGUACUUUAUACGGAGCUGAUGCAAUAUUCUCAAAUUUAAGAGAUGCCCUGCAAAGAAUGGACCAAGAGGUUUGUAUUCGUGGGAUUAUCAAAAAAACGUUGGGAAAUGUAUUGACAAGAGCACGAUUUGAAAGACUUAGCGUUCAUGGAAUAAAAAUUUUAGAUUAUCUUACGCCUAGACAAACUGCAUCCAUUUCGCAAUUUCUACUUGCCUCAUUGAUCUGUCCUCAUCGACAGUUAGGCACGCCAACCUGCAAUAUGAACGCGAUCAUAAAUGCAGAGGCAACCAACCUUCCAGCGAGGUUGGCAAUGGUAUACUUGGACUUAUUGGUGAAAGACCCAGAUGAAAAGCUUUACAUGGCCAGUGAAGAUAACUAUAUGAUGAUCCGCGAAACCAUUCAGUACAAAGGCAAGUUAUACAUUAAGGUUUCUCCAAAGGACCCAGAGAUGGCUUGCAAUCAGAUAUACUUGCUUAGAAAAGAUGGAAUGGAUCCGUUUGGUUUCAUUUAUAUGGAUCAUCAGACAAUACUGGUUACGGUAAACAGUAUGUCGAAUCUUUUCCUUGGAUACAUGAUGGAAAACGUUUACACUCAAGUUCCAGUCAUCGACGCUUUCAUCUUAUCAAGGAAAUUGCCUGUAUGA